GGCGUCUCAGUUGCCAUGGAGACCAGGAGCCCUGAAGAGCGGAGGUCGGUAGAGUCCGAGAGCUACGAGCUCCCGGGGACAGCGUGGACGCCAAGCUCGCGUCCGGCCGGGUCCAGCCAGCCCCACAGGAAGUCUGCGGUGGCGUACUCUCUCGCCUACUCCGAGGACUUCCACUACGGCUUGGCGACCCAGCCCCGCCGCCGCACGCAGCUGGCGGUCGCGCCGCAGCCCGAGCCACGGCUGCUGCGUCUGCGCCCCUCCUCUCUGCGCACCCAAGACAUCUCGCACUUGCUCACCGGCGUCUUCCGCAACUUGUACACGGCCGAGGUGAUCGGCGAGGACGUGGGCGCGAGCUUGGUCAAGGCCCGCGGCAGCGAGGAUGUGCGCCACGAGAAGUUCGUGGACGAGCUGCAGCAGAUUCGGGAGCUCUAUAAGCAGCGGCUGGAUGAGGUUGAAAUGUUGGAGAGACAUAUCAUUCAGGCCCGCGCACGCGCCCUUGCAGAAAAGGAGCGGACCAUGAACCAGGCCAGAGUACAAGUCAAUGAGGCCCUCGUCAAGUUGCCUCCAGUGAAGACUGUCUUCAGAUGGUGUGUAGACAGCAAUUUGCUACAGAAACAUCAUUUGAUCUGCCCAGAAGAUUACUACAGUGACACAGUGCCAUUUUGCUCUGCACCUAAAGGCACCUCCCAGCCUGGAUAUUCAAAAAUGACAUUUAGUUGUGAGAAGCGUUCCAUCCCAAAGAGAGAACUGAAUGAGAAGCUUAAAGUUUCAUGCAGGGAAAAGCUUGCUGAGUCUGAAGGUGAUUUAGACUACACUAUGGAUAGCCUGACAUGGGACUCAACUCCUAAGGCCAAACAAAGGACCAAAGAAACUGUCAAGAAGAUGAGUUCACCAAAGAAUAAAAACUGGAUGAACCACUUACGUGUGCCACAGAGAGAACUGGAGCGACUUCGGCUUGCCAGAAUGGAGAGUCGGAACCACUUCCUUAAAAACCCUCGGUUUUUCCCUCCUAACACUCCAUGUGGAGGCAAGUCUCUUGUUUUUCCUCCAAAGAAGCCAGCACCAACAGGAAAAUUCUGGAGUGUAGAUCCACAACAGAGUUGCGCUGACACUCCGGUGUUUCUAGCUAAGCCAUCAGUUGUGUUUUUCACAGAUUAUGAAAUUGGACAAGUUUAUGAGAUGGUAAUUGCGCUGCAGAACACCACCACCAGCAGCCGCUACGUGCGGGUCCUGCCACCCUCGACUCCAUACUUUGCCCUGGGACUGGGGAUGUUCCCAGGGAAAGGUGGCAUGGUGGCUCCUGGAAUGACCUGCCAGUACAUUGUCCAGUUUUCUCCUGACUGCCUUGGGGAUUUUGAUGACUUUAUCUUAGUUGAGACGCAGUCAGCCCACACGCUUCUGAUUCCACUGCAGGCCCAGAGGCCACCUCCAGUGCUGACGUUGUCGCCAGUGUUGGACUGUGGUUAUUGCCUCAUUGGGGGAGUAAAGGUGACCAGAUUCAUCUGCAAAAAUGUGGGCUUCAGUGUUGGAAAGUUCUGCAUUAUGCCCAAAAAGAGCUGGCCGCCACCAAGUUUCAGGGCUGUUGCAACCAUUGGCUUUGUGGAGCAACCUCCCUUUGGAAUCCUGCCUUCAGUGUUUGAGCUGGCCCCAGGGUAUGCCAUAAUCAUGGAGGUCUUGUUCCUCCCAACGAGCCUAGAAAAGUCAAAGGAGACCUUCAUCAUUGUGUGCAACAACUGCCAGAUAAAGGAGCUGGUGAUUGUAGGAACUGGGCAGCUGGUUGCUUUGGAUCUGAUCUAUAUUUCUGGUGAAAAAAGUCAGCCAGACCCUGGAGAGCUCACAGACUUAACAGCCCAGCACUUCAUACGAUUUGAGCCUGAAAAUCUUCAGUCCACAGCUAAGAAACAGCUGAUUAUUAGAAAUGCUACGCACGUGGAGCUGGCCUUCCAUUGGCAGAUCAUGAAGCCCAACCUGCAGCCCUUAAUGCCUGGAGAAACGUACAGCAUGGACAGCAUCAAGUACCACCCUGACAGGGAGACCGCCUUCUCCAUCAUGCCCGGAAAGGGGGUUCUCAGCCCCCACACGGACCACGAGUUCAUCCUGAGCUUUUCUCCUUAUGAGAUGAGGAGUUUUCACAGUGUGUUCCAGAUGGUGCUAGAAGAAGUCCCAGAGCCCAUAAAUUCAGAAGUGGAGAACCUGGUGGAUUCCCCAUACACUGUGGAUGAUAUGAUCGUCCUGGAAAUUGAGGUGAAAGGCUCAGUAGAACCUUUCCAGGUUCUCUUAGAACCCUAUGCUCUCAUCAUCCCUGGGGAGAACUACAUUGGCAUAAACGUGAGGAAAGAUUUUAAGAUGUGGAACAACAGCAAGUCACCCAUCAGAUACAUGUGGAGGAAGGUCAGCGACUGCCACAUCAUUGAGGUGGAGCCCUGCACAGGGAUCAUUGAGCCCAAUGAGGUCGGGGAUUUUGAGUUGAACUUUACCGGGGGUGUCCCUGGCCCAGCCAGCCAGGACCUGCUGUGUGAAAUCAAAGAUUCGCCCUCGCCAGUGGUGUUACACAUCGAGGCGGCCUUUAAGGGGCCUGCCCUCAUCAUCAACGUCUCAGCCCUUCAGUUUGGUCUGCUUCACCUGGGACAGAGAGCCACAAACUGCAUCCAGGUCCGGAAUGUCAGCCAGCUCCCAGCUGUGUGGCACAUGAAGGAGAGCUCAGUCUGCCUUAACGAAAGGGAUGAGGAUGUAUCUCCCUUCGACAUUGAGCCUUCCUGCGGCCAGCUUCCCCCUCUGGGGGAGUGCAGAGUGAACGUCACCUUGGAGGCCUUGCACUGCCAGAGUCUGCAGACCGUCCUGGAGCUGGAGGUGGAAAACGGGGCCUGGAGCUACCUUCCUGUGUAUGCUGAGGUCCAGAAGCCCCACGUGUACCUGCAGAGCAGCCAGGUGGAGGUCAGCAACCUCUACCUCAGUGUGCCCGCAAAAGCAACCGUCACACUCAUCAAUGGCACUCUCCUGCCCACCCGGUUCCACUGGGACAAGCUUCUGGGGCACCAGGCACACUUCUGCACAGUGACAAUCUCCCCCAGGCAUGGCCUGCUGGGCCCCAGUGAGGAGCGCCAGCUGAACUUGGAGUUGAUUGCUCACAGCCAGGAAGAGCUGACCAGCCUGACCCUCCCUUGUCACGUGUCAGGCAUGGAGAAGCCGCUGGUCCUAGGCAUUUCUGGGAAGCCCCAGGGACUGCAAGUGGCUAUCGCCAUCUCUGUGGAAGGCUCUGAUAGUAGAAAGCAGUCACCAGGCCAUGAGAAGGAGCUCUGCCUGGACUUUGGCUCAACAGUGCCCCUGAGGACCUGUGUGAAUCGCCAGCUCAUCCUGACCAAUUGCUCCCCAAUACAGACCACUUUCACCCUCAAGUUUGAGUACUUUGGGAGCCCCCACAACAGCCUGAGCAAAAAGACCAGCCUUCCCGACUUGCCUCCUGCUCUGCUAAAGACGGCACGGAUCAGAGAACACUUGGCCAAACGAGAGCAGCUGGAUUUUGUAGAAAGUAUGUUGUCUCAUGGGAAAGGAGCUGCUUUCUUCCCCCACAUUUCCCAGGGCAUGCUGGGGGCCUACCAGCAGCUGAGUAUUGACAUCACAGGCUGUGCAAACAUGUGGGGAGAGUACUGGGACAGCCUCAUCUGCACGGUGGGAGACCUGCCACCAUCAGUCAUCCCGGUGCACAUGGCUGUGGUGGGCUGCCCCAUUAGCUCCCUGAGGACCACCUACUACACCGUGGACCUGUGCCAGAAAGAGCCUGUCAUCAGGUUUGGCACCCAGAUCUCUGGAGGAGACACAAUUACCCGAAAGCUUCGCUUGAAUAACUCCAGCCCCUGUGACAUCCGCCUGGACUGGGAGACCUAUGUUCCGGAAGACAGGGAAGACCGUUUGCUAGAGCUGCUGGUGUCCUAUGGGCCACCCUUCCCGCUGCGGGACCAAGCUGGGAACGAACUCAUGUGCCCUGAGACCUCUGAGAGCAGCUUCUUCCUCUGGUCCCCAGGCCCCUCGAAUGCAUCAGAAUCCAGCCAUGGAGAUGCCCCAUCAGUUGAGGGCAGCUCCAGUGCCAGCAACAGGGCCCCAGAGAAGAUCAUCUCAGUCAUCCUGCAGGGGCACGAGGGGGUGCCCUCCGACGGCCUGUACUCUGUCAGCCCCAAGCAGGUGGUGGUCCCUGCUGGGGGCAGUAGCACCAUCUACAUCUCCUUCACACCCACGGUGCUCAGCCCCGAUAUCCUGCACAAGGUGGAGUGUACUGGCUAUGCCCUGGGUUUCAUGAGCUUGGACAACAAGGUGGAAAGGGAGAUUCCAGGGAAGAGGCGUCGCCUGCAGGACUUUGCCGUGGGACCCCUGAGACUGGACCUGCAUGGCUACGUGAGGCCCGCACAGCUGAGUGUGGCGUUGGACUAUGGUGGCGGCGUGGAGUUCCGGUGCCAGGCCAGCAGCCUCAUCCCCGAGCAGCCCUCCUCAGGGGUACUGAGCGAGCUGGUGAUCACCCACCACCUGAAGCUGAACAACACCACGGAAAUCCCACACUACUUCCGGCUCCUGGUCUCCAGGCCCUUCUCUGUUUCUCAAGAUGGGGCUAGCCAGGACCACAGGGCUCCUGGUUCUGGCUGGGUGCAGGAGCGUGAGGAGGAGACAGCCUCAGUGAGCAAGCAGCUGGUGCUCCAGCCACAGGAGAACAUGCUGGUGAACGUGUCCUUCUUGCUGUCCCUGGAGCUGCUCUCCUAUCAGGAGCUCCCGGCCGACCAGAUGCUCCCCGGGGUGCACAUUCAGCAGAGCGCGAGUGGAGAGAAGGAGCUGGUGCUAACUCAGACGCUGCUCCUGCAGUACAGCAACCAGACCACGCAGGUGGUGCCCCUGCGGGCCAUCGUGGCUGUGCCCGAGCUACAGCUCUCCACGAGCUGGGUGGACUUUGGGAUCUGCUUAGUGAACCAGCAGCAGGUCCGGGAGGUCUACCUGAUGAACCUGAGUGGCUGCCGGAGCUACUGGGCUGUGCUGAUGGGCCAAAAGGAGCCAACCAAGGACGCUGUGGCCUUCAGGGUCUCUCCAAGCAGUGGGAUGUUGGAGGCGAGAUCCACAAAUGCACCCCCAACCUCCACCAUCCUGCAGAUUUUCUUCACUGCCAGGAGCAGUGAGCUGUAUGAGUCCACUCUGGUGGUAGAAGGCAUGCUUGGUGAGAAGGCCUGCAAUCUGCAGCUCCGGGGCCAGGGAUUGUACGAUGAGAGUUACAUGUCGCCUUACCAGCUUUGAGGCUCUGCCCCAUCCCUCAGACCCAGCCUUAUCCCCGUGCUGUAGAAAUAAACAUGAUCUGGGGCUGAG
Molecule: messenger RNA, 5340 nt
Organism: Galeopterus variegatus (Sunda flying lemur)
Lineage: Eukaryota; Metazoa; Chordata; Mammalia; Dermoptera; Cynocephalidae
Gene: DLEC1
Product: deleted in lung and esophageal cancer 1
Exons: 37
Coding region: 16-5271 (1751 amino acids)
Biological process (GO): negative regulation of cell population proliferation
Source: RefSeq, a predicted model, not a curated record